Molecule: messenger RNA, 2769 nt
Organism: Syngnathus acus (greater pipefish)
Lineage: Eukaryota; Metazoa; Chordata; Actinopteri; Syngnathiformes; Syngnathidae
Gene: tmem68
Product: transmembrane protein 68
Exons: 9
Coding region: 146-1147 (333 amino acids)
Cellular component (GO): membrane
Molecular function (GO): acyltransferase activity
Source: RefSeq, a predicted model, not a curated record
AUGUCACCACCGGACCGAUUUCUGUGUUACACUCAAAGCGUCGCGGACCCCGGAAUCGCCAGGAAGGCAUUUUCGCAAAUGCUAUUCAAGCAUCAUCAUUUGAAUAAUCCAGAGCCACGUCUUCAGUGAGUGACAGUAAGGAAGGAUGUCAAAUGCUGUAAACGAGUCAUGUCUGACGGGAGCAGAGGACACAGUCGCCUUCCUACUUUGUACCGUUCAUGCCUUGGAGGAAUGGGUUGGCCUUGGUCAGGUAGAGGACUACCUGAGUGUUCUCGAAUACUUAUUGUGGGUCUUCACCCCACUAGCAAUCGUCUUUAUCCUACCCUUCCUCAUCGUCAUCCUCCUCUACCUCUCGAUACUUUUUCUUCAUGUCUACAAGAGAAAGAAUCAGUUGAGAGAGGCAUACUGCAAUAACCUUUGGGAUGGAGCCAGAAAGACUUUGGCAACGUUAUGGGAUGGACAUGGCGCUAUAUGGCACGGCUAUGAGAUCCAUGGGAUGGACAAAAUCCCAGACAAAGGACCGGCACUAAUAGUGUACUAUCAUGGAGCCAUUCCGAUUGAUUACUACUACUUCUUAGCUAAUGUCAUUAUCCAGAAAGGACGAACUUGCCACUCUGUAGCUGACCACUUCCUUUUCAAAAUACCAGGGUUCAAAUUACUAUUGGAGGUGUUCAGUGUGAUGCAUGGUCCUCAGGAGGAGUGUGUACAGGCACUGAAGAAUGGUCACCUGUUGGGCAUUUCUCCAGGAGGUGUGAGGGAGGCUUUGUUCAGCGAUGAGACUUAUCCUCUUCUUUGGGGUAAACGCAAAGGCUUCGCCCAAGUCGCCAUCGAUUCUAAGGUGGCUAUAAUUCCAAUGUUUACCCAAAAUGUCCGAGAAGGCUUCAGAUCUUUGGGAACACUGAGAUUUUUCCGUUGGACGUACGAGACAUUUCGUCUUCCUAUCGCUCCUGUAUAUGGUGGAUUCCCAGUGAAGUUCCGGACAUUCCUUGGCGAUCCUAUCCCCUAUGACCCGAAUAUAAGUGCUUCAGAGCUGGCAGAACAAGUAAAACAGGCUGUCCAGUCUCUCAUAGACACGCACCAGCAGAAGCCCGGGAAUGUUCUGAGAGCCCUUCUGGAGAGAUUCCGCACCAAAUACAAAAUUGAAUAGCGUCAUCAUACACAAACUAUCCAUUAGGCAGAACAAAAAUGGGACAUAGAGGGAGUGUGUUCAAAAAGGUAGACUACGUUGGCGAAGUGCAUUAUUCUAAAGAAGGAUUAUGUCCAAGCGGAAAACUUGAAAUUCGGAUUUGAUGGAUCUUUAGUGAUACAAGUCCUGGAACUUUUACAUGUUAGAUACAUGAUAUACCUUAUAGACUUGUGUCAGUGACAACCUGGUUCCCUCUCCAUACAUAUUCUUUGAGUUAAAAAGAUAAUGUGUGUUGAUGGUCUGAAAAUCACUGUGUUAAUCGUCUUGAUUUCCACAUGCUACCAAAGUUUGACUCCUUGAAGGGUCUUAAAGUAUGUUUGUUUUUUUUCUUCUCAAGAGUUUCACUUCAGAAGCCCUGCUUUUCCGUUCUUGAUGUGCAAAUCCAAACUGUUGCUUUAAACCACUUUUAAUAUGCCUUUGUUUGUGAAAAGUCUUAAUAGUUAUGACCAAUUGGCCUCAUGUUUUUUUUAUUAGGGUACUACUUUUGUUGUGUGCUUGGAGUAACACCUUUAAAUUACUAUAUUAUUAAUGAAAACAGAUUUGGACACAUUCUGGCUAAAAGCUUGUGAACACUUUGUAUGGGUAUCAUUCUUUUUUAAUAGAAUUAUUUUGGUAUGUAAAAUGUAAUUUGAAGACAAAUUAUUGGAAAAGUGGUUGUUGGAACAUAUCAAGACUGUCUACGUAACAUAAUAAUAUGUGGAAGGAUGUGCAUUAUUAAGUUUGUUUGCACUGAACAUGGAAAUCCACCUUUACUCUUCUUUUAAAUAGAAAUAGUGUCACCCGUUAAAAAUGCAGUUUUCGUCCGUCCACCCAUCUAUACAGUUCCUCUACUGCCUAAAUAUUCUAGGGAGUUACUUUCAUCUUACAACUUUGUCAGGGUAAAUUGAACUCAUUUGUAAAUUGCCAAUAUGCUAUUGUCUUGAAUUUGAAAGUGACAUUUUGAGUCAGGUAAUUUGGACAUGGAAUUUAGCUGUGUCAUCUUUUUUGGAAGAGGAGUCUCCACAGCAACCAUAUUUAAGAAAAGGGUUCUUAGAAGCGCUGAUCUGACCACACUUGGAAAGAUGUAUUCAAGUGCAAUUUCAGGGGUUUUAAGAUUCCUCAAGUUAUCAUUUAGUUGGAAUUUCGAUGUUAUAAUGGCAGUCCUUACUUGACUUUGGGGAACAAAAUGUUCAAGGUGUAUGUUGCGUAAUAGCAGAAUGUAAUCCUAUUUGUAUUAUUUCUAGAUCCUGGGUGCUUUGGAGUGUUUUAAAAUGUGCAGUACAUAUCACCCCCUUUUGAACUGUCUACAUUGUGGUUGCAGAUGCAGUGUAAUUUAUUACUUUUCUGUGCAUGUAAACAUAUAUAUUUGCAUGUAUGUACUAAUAAUUCAACUGAUGAUGCUUUUGCACAACGAUUUUUGAACAUUGUAAUUGCCAACUCAGAGUUCAUUUUUGUAAAAAUCGAAAAUGUGUUGUUUAACUGAUUGUUUUAUAUUGGUGUCCUGGCUGCUUUAUUUCUAUAUGUGUAGUCUAUGUACUUGCUUUUAAAUGACAGACUCUAAAUAGGACAUUUUUAAAUUUGAAUAAAUCUAUUUUUCUAAGAAA